AUGGCCGAAGACAAUUCUCAUCCCCCAUCGUUGCGACAUGAGCCGCAACUCACCCCUGUUGCAGAAAAAUCACUACCGGCAAAAUGCAAGACCACCACGCUGAAGUAUUGUCCUACGAUAGACCUUAUCUCCCUUGUAACAGAGGAUGACGAAUUACGAGUCUUCCGACUGAAUGGACAGAAGGUCUUUGGGGGAUCGUUCAAGGGAGAUCCCUACCUGGAUGAAGACGACGGCGGGGGUGAAAUUCGAAAGUUGAUGUGGAAAAACAAUGGUCACCUACUUGCUGUCGCUUGUGCGGACAAUACUAUCCGUAUUAUUAGUGCUUACAGUGGUAAAAUUGUCCAUCAUUAUCCUGUUUAUGAAGAGCAAAGCGAUGCCGACCGAUCUGUUAAGGUUACUUGUUUGGGCUGGGGUGUGAACUUCACCGAUAGCCAGGUUGCUCAACAGCAAUUGAAAGAGGCUGCCGGGCAAAUAUCCGUCGAAGACCUGCUGUCGUCGGAUGUACAUCCAUCAAAAGCAGCUGCCUUACUCAAAGCUGACCUACCAAGGGAGCUAGCUUUACUAGACAUCGAGAGCUCACUACCUAAAUUAAGCACACUGCCCGCGACCGGGAGCGAGUAG
This is a messenger RNA of Aspergillus oryzae RIB40, 621 nucleotides long. RefSeq lists its product as uncharacterized. The coding region runs from base 1 to 621 and encodes 206 amino acids. Gene Ontology annotation, cellular component: nuclear periphery; anaphase-promoting complex. The record is from RefSeq and is a predicted model, not a curated record. Gene Ontology annotation, biological process: protein K11-linked ubiquitination; anaphase-promoting complex-dependent catabolic process; positive regulation of mitotic metaphase/anaphase transition. Gene Ontology annotation, molecular function: protein binding. The transcript has 2 exons. Lineage: Eukaryota; Fungi; Ascomycota; Eurotiomycetes; Eurotiales; Aspergillaceae.